AUGGCGUCAAACAAAGAAGAGCAGAGCUUCUUCACUCAUCAUGAACAGAAUCCAGACAAGGAUGAGACGGUUGUAGCCCGAGCUACAUCUCCAGAGGCCGACGCGCCUGUACAACCUGCUUUCACCUACUGGGACUGGCAAUUCAUCGUCUUGUUUCUGUCGACCUCCUUGUGCUUCUAUGCCGGAUUUUUAGGAACUUCACCAUGCUGGAAUCUCUCCUUGUUUUAUCUUCCGACACAAUUCGUAUCCAGCGCCGCGGUGAAGUGGACCACUCCAACCAUCUUUUUCUGUCAGUCAUUCAGCUGCUUUCUCUGUGGCAGACUCUCGGACCUGGUCGGUCGUCGUUGGGUCUUGCUUUCCGGGAGUGUGAUCUCGUUCGUCGGCUUCCUUGUCGCCGGCAGAGCCUCGACGGGAUCAACACUGGUUGGAGGGAUUGCGCUCAUUGGCAUUGGAAGUGGCGUCCAAAUCAUGUCACCAUGGCUGGUGUUGGCCGAGCUGGUCCCGAUCAAGCACCGCUUCGUGGUGACGGGACUCUCCAUGGCUCUCUUUGCACCACUGCUGGCCAUGUUUCCUGCAAUUGGCAAGUCCUCGCCUCCUAAGAAUACCGAGGCUUUGGUUGAAAACACGGGCGAUGGUUGGCGCUGGUGCUACUCCAUCAACGCCAUCUUCAGCUUCGUGUCUCUGGUAGGAUUGUUCAUCUCCUACCAUCCGCCAACAUAUCAGCAGAUCCACGAACACCUCGCUGCCAAAGACGAGCUCCAUAAGAAGGAUUGGCCGGGCCUGGUUACCUUGACCCUGUCAGCUGGAUUUCUGACAUAUGUUCUUCUCUGGGGAAGAACUGUUUACCCCUGGCGGUCACCUCAAAUCAUCACCCUCAUUACUAUUUCCGGCCUCGUCCUGGUUCUCUAUUUGGCAUACCAAUUCUUCCGUGGAAAUGACCAUGCGGCCCUACCGGCAUAUUUAAUCCGUAAUAGGACCUCUCUGACCCAGAUCACACUCGCCUCUAUGACCUCACUACUCUUGUGGUUCUAUCAGCAAGGCACAGCGAUUUCAUUCCAAAGCAUAUAUAAUAGAACCGGAAUGGGCGCCGCUUGGGAUAUUUCAAGUUGGAGUGCAGGGCUUACAGGAGGCAUCGUCGCAGCAACCAUCAGCCUGGCAAGACCCCGGCACGUGAAAUGGCACAUCGUUGCAAGCACGAUCCUUUGUAUGGUCUUUUUGGCGACGUUUCCUUCUUUCGCCCCCAAGAGACAUAGAACUGCACUGGCCUGCUGGGCUCUGACUGGAAUUGGGCAAGGAUAUGUCAUGGUCAUCACCUAUGUAACGGGACCUCUCACCGCUCACCCCCGCGACUUGGGACUGGUCACAGGCUUGGUGUCAGGCAUUCGUGGCCUUGGCUUUGCUUUAUUUGAAUCCUUAUUUGCAGCCAUAUAUCUCCCGCGCUUCCAAAGUAAGACGAUCGAGUUCGUGUCUGAGAAUGCUCUCAAGGCUGGUCUGCCGCCCAGUUCGCUCCCAGCCCUGCUUCAGGCUCUAAGUGUAGCCCAAGCCACUGGCGAUACAUCGAGUCUUUUCAGCGUUCCAGGUAUCAACUUCUUCGCCCUGGAAGGCGCUUUGGCCGGAGUCACUGAAGCAGGGACCAACGCUUGGAGGUUUGUCCUGUUGAUCUCCCUUGUCUACGGGCUACCGAUGAUGUACCUGAGUUUCCGUUCUCCAAACCUUGACGUUUACCUGUCCUCAGAAGUUCCAGUUCGCCUCAAUCGCCCUUCAUUUGUGGCUAAUCCUACAUUGCUUGGUCGGAAACGGAACAAGGAGUCGACCGCAUCUAGGGUGGAAGCCUAG
Molecule: messenger RNA, 1836 nt
Organism: Capronia epimyces CBS 606.96
Lineage: Eukaryota; Fungi; Ascomycota; Eurotiomycetes; Chaetothyriales; Herpotrichiellaceae
Exons: 10
Coding region: 1-1836 (611 amino acids)
Biological process (GO): transmembrane transport
Molecular function (GO): transmembrane transporter activity
Source: RefSeq, a predicted model, not a curated record